AUGAGAAAUAACUUGGCGGAAGAUGUUCUGGACAAAAAGAUGCUCUUUUUAAUGAAAGUACGUGUGUAUGACAAAAACUAAUAACGUAAUUUCAUAUUUUGAAUAAUCAAAAUAACCUAUAAUUUGCAUAGCUAUAGGACAAUUAGUAUGAACUGUUUAUUCAAUCAUUACUUCUAUAUAAAUAUGUAUAGGCUUACAAGAAUCAUUUGGAAUGCUCUGAAAACCAAGAACAUGCGUCGCGACUGAAUGGGAGCAUCAUGUUCUUACAGCAUACCAGUUUUAUGGUAGAAUUCUUCUCAAGCAAACAAGCAAUCUACGAGUUUGCUCUCUAUGUUGUCGUACUUCUCUAAGUGGAAGGCAAGUGUCUUGAAGAGUGACGAAUUUGUCUCGUUCAAACUAUGGUUUGAUUUACAAGCCAUGAUCUUGGGAAUGAUCUCUUUAGUGAAAAUCAAGCUGUCACAAUUUCCAGGAUCAAUCAUAAAACCAGCUGUUAUCAAUCAGGAUGUAGUUGAGAAUCAUUUUUGCCAAUUGAGGGCGGCAAACGGACAAAACGAGAAUCCUACCUACCUGCUGACUCAGGCAACCCAAAAUUCAAUCGUCUUUGGACAAAGAACCGUCAGCAAGAAAUGCAACACGGUUACAGAGCUGAAAAUUCAUCUUUCACGGAGUUACCGAAAGAGAAGUUGUUCUCUGCGAAAAACAAAUGUAAAAAUCAGAAGUCUAAAAUACGCCUGA
Molecule: messenger RNA, 735 nt
Organism: Paramuricea clavata
Lineage: Eukaryota; Metazoa; Cnidaria; Anthozoa; Malacalcyonacea; Plexauridae
Source: the annotation of a GenBank genome assembly